Molecule: messenger RNA, 2081 nt
Organism: Alnus glutinosa
Lineage: Eukaryota; Viridiplantae; Streptophyta; Magnoliopsida; Fagales; Betulaceae
Exons: 1
Coding region: 162-1538 (458 amino acids)
Biological process (GO): regulation of DNA-templated transcription; chloroplast organization
Cellular component (GO): chloroplast
Molecular function (GO): double-stranded DNA binding
Source: RefSeq, a predicted model, not a curated record
ACUUCGGAUUGUGCUCGGGUGGGACGAAAACCAGGAGGAGGCGGCGGCCAAUGCUUCAAGCAGUUCAAUAGCGUCACAUACCAUCUCCAAAUCUCAACCCAGGUAACCAUUCUUUACUCUUUCCACCAAAUGAACAAGCUUAUUUUUCUCAAACAAAUCAAAUGCUUCGUUUAAUUUGCAUAAAACUGCCCAAACAAUUGAAGCACAAAGCUUUAUCCCUUACCCAUGGCCACUUCUUCUCAACCUCCUCUGUCAAAUCCAUCGCAGAGCUCCCUAAUUCCAAGGACCCACAACUUCUAACAGUUUCCUUCCUCCAAAACUCAUGUGGGUUAUCCUUGGAACCAGCCAUUUCAGCUUCCAAGAAGCUCAAGAUUGAGAACACAAAGAAUCCCAACUCAGUUCUGGACCUGUUGAGAACUCACGGUUUAACUCAGACCCACAUCAGAAACUUAAUUAGCAGUCGUCCACGAUUGCUAUUGGCUGAUUUAGACAAUACCCUUAAGCCCAACAUGGAGUUGUUUGAAUCCUUGGGGUUUUCUAGCACUAGCCUCGCCAAAAUGCUUAUCAAAUACCCAACUGUGCUUGAAAGUGAUGCAUACACUGUGGUUGAGUUCUUUAGAGCACGUGGUUUCAGAGAUGAGCAAAUAUCAACUUUGACCAUGAAGCGUCCGGAAUUCUAUUUAUAUGAUGCGCACAAGAUCUUGAAGCCAAAGUUUGAGUUUUUCAAAUCUUUGGGCUUGUCGGAUCUUGAAAUUACAAAGCUUUUAUCCACGAAGCCUUCUAUUCUAGCAAGGAGCCUCGAAAAGCAAAUCAUUCCUUGUGUUCAAGAGCUUAGGCGGAUUCUUGGCACUGAGGAGAAUGUCUUAAAGGCUAUAAAGGCAGGCUGCGGCCGCGGGUUAAUUGAAGCAAAUGUGGAAAAAGUGCUCAAGCCCAACUUGUCGUUGUUGAUAAACCAUGGUGUGCCCCAUUCAUUAGCUUUGAAACUGUUGCUUUUAAGAUCAAAUCCACUGCUCAUGUCCACUUAUCGGUUUAGUGAGAUUGUUAGUGAAGUUAUGAAAUUGGGUUUUGAUCCCAAUAAUCUGCAAUUUGUUAUAGCCAUCCAUUCCAUGGCAAUGAGUAAGACACUGUGGGAGCGAAAGGUGGAAGCUUUUAAAAGUUUUGGUUUGUCAAAGGAUGAGAUCUAUUCAGCAUUUAAAAGGCAGCCAUUGUUUAUGCUUGUUUCAGAGAAGAAGAUCCAGAAAUCGAUGGGUUUCUUUGUGAACAAAGUAAAGAUGAAGCCUUCGCUAAUUCCCAAGAAUCAUUAUCUUUUACUGUAUAGCUUGGAAAAGAGGAUUAUUCCGAGGUGUUCAGUUCUGCAACUUUUGAUUUCAAAGAGGUUGAUCAAGGAAAAUACUAACAUUUUUCAUGCAAUCAGAAUGAGUGAGAACAAAUUCGUGGAGAAGUUAGUGAGCAAGUAUCAAAAUGAGGUCCCUGAUGUUGUUAGAGCGCACCAAGGGAAGAUAGAAUUUCAAGGUUUCCCCAUUGAUUUGAAAAUGUGAGUAUUAUGAGAUCAUCGAAUGCUCUGCAUGGGCAUUGCCCAAAAAUCAUGCAUUCAGUUUGAGUUCAUUAUGUUGGCAGUGGGCUGUUUUCUUCAUCUAAAGCAAUAAAUUCCAGAUGUUUUGCAUUAGCUUCAUAUAGUUUAAUGCAUCUGCAUUACAGUCAUACAGUUCAGGAGAUGGAAAUCCUGGAGUACCCUGAUUACUCGGGAGGAUGAUGUAAUUUGCAAAAGUAGUUCAAAUGUGAAGGCAUUCUAGGAUGUUCAAGAAUGCGAGGCCUUAUGAUCAUAUUUUAUCAUAUGCAACUGUUUGAGAUCUGUGAGGAAAAACACUGAAGACAUCUUUCUCACUCAUCUUAUAUUUUGGUUUUGGUCUUCCUCACUCACCUUGUCCAAAGUUUAUGCAUUUGGAUCCUGAGAUGAGCCGGUUAGUUUAAGCGGAAUGUCAAAAUUGUCCAAAAAAAUAUUAAAGGAUAACUUUGCCCUUAUUUUUAUACUAACGGGCUCCUCUCAAGUUGAUUUAAUCUAAAGAAGAUCAUUGUCCAAA